This is a messenger RNA of Erinaceus europaeus (western European hedgehog), 1568 nucleotides long. RefSeq names its product F-box only protein 6. The transcript has 8 exons. Gene Ontology annotation, molecular function: protein binding; ubiquitin protein ligase activity. The coding region runs from base 279 to 1307 and encodes 342 amino acids. Gene Ontology annotation, cellular component: cytoplasm; endoplasmic reticulum quality control compartment; SCF ubiquitin ligase complex. NCBI's taxonomy places the organism in Eukaryota, Metazoa, Chordata, Mammalia, Eulipotyphla, Erinaceidae. The record is from RefSeq and is a predicted model, not a curated record. Gene Ontology annotation, biological process: SCF-dependent proteasomal ubiquitin-dependent protein catabolic process; glycoprotein catabolic process.
ACGCACAUGUCCCAGCAGGGGACAGCUGGGGCGAUCACGUGACGCGAGGCGGGGCGAGGCCGGCAGGCGGAGGCGGCAGGCUUGGGCUCUCCCGGAGCUGGGUGCCGGGGCUGGGUGCCAGGGCGCCCCUCGCGCCCAGGUGUCGCGCCAGCAGAGCACUGAUCAGCUCUGGCUUAUGUGGUACUGGUGGAACCUGGGACCUUUGGUGCUUCAUUUAUGAAAGGCGUUUUGCAUAACCACCGGCAGACAUGCUGUCUCCCGCCCUGUGAAUGUUUUGAAUGUUUGCUCCAGCUGCCUUGGGGAGGCCUUCACCUCUGAGUACACACACCUGGCUGGCCCUCAGCCAGCAAGGGCUGUUGGGGAGGGCUGGGGGUGUCAGCCAACUUCCAGUGUCCAAGGUCUUCCUCUGUCAUCCUGCUUCAGGACCUGAAACCAGCCCCCACCCCCACCCCAGAGCCUUUUACUCUGGCCCGCGUGUGCGCCCCACCUCACCUACUGUCAUGGCCCCCGUCUGCAUCAAUGAGCUGCCCGAGAACAUCUUGCUGGAGAUCUUCACGCACGUGCCGGCCCGCCAGCUGCAGCUCAGCUGUCGCCUGGUCUGCGGCCUCUGGCACCACCUCAUAGACACGGCCACCCUCUGGAAACGCAAGAGCCUGCUGGCGGGCUUCAUCACGGAGCACUCUGACCAGCAUGUGGAUGACUGGAAGAUCUUCUUCUUCCUCUGCAGCCUCCGCAGGAACCUGCUACGGAACCCAUGUGGCGAAGAGAACAUGACCCACUGGAAGCUGGACUUCAACGGGGGGCACAGAUGGAAGGUGGAGACCAUCCCAGGAGACCACGGGACAGAUUUUCCAGACUCCAAAGUCAAGAAGUACUUUGUCACAUCCUAUGACUUGUGCCUCAAGUCCCAGCUUGUGGACCUCAAAGAGCAGGGCUACUGGGAGGAGCUGCUCGACACGUACCGGCCCGACAUCACGGUCAAGGACUGGUUUGCUGCCAGAGCAGACUGUGGCUGCACCUACAACCUCCAGGUUCAUCUGACCACCAGUGACUACAUCUCCUUGGCCUCCUUCGAGCCCCCGGCUGUGACCAUCCCUCAAUGGAGCGAUGCCAGGUGGAGAGAGGUCUCCUACACCUUUUCUGAUUACCCUCCGGGUGUCCGCCACAUCCUCUUCAGACAUGGGGGAAAGGACACCCAGUUCUGGGCAGGCUGGUAUGGCCCUCGGGUCACCAACAGCAGCAUUGUCAUCAACCCCAGGACACCCAGGGACCCGGCCCCUCCCACGGCAGAGCCUGAAACCACCUAGAACCUGUCCGCCUGCCCUCCCCACCUCACCUCCACAGGAUGCACGCCCUGACUGUCAGUCACCCAGCAGCUAUAUACCUUUGGCCUGGGCUGGCCCCAAGACCCCUCUGCAUAAGAGCUGAGUUGGGGGGCAGGGUGGGAGAGGGCAGUGAGGCCCCCUGCUCCAGCAGCCCCUGCCCUUAGGGAGGAGACCCACCACUCUGGUGUCUUUCUACCACAAAGCGUAAACAUUUUGUCAUAAUAAAUGUUUGUAGUAAGAGUA